Molecule: messenger RNA, 2097 nt
Organism: Nothoprocta perdicaria
Lineage: Eukaryota; Metazoa; Chordata; Aves; Tinamiformes; Tinamidae
Gene: APOH
Product: apolipoprotein H
Exons: 8
Coding region: 75-1115 (346 amino acids)
Source: RefSeq, a predicted model, not a curated record
UGGUGGAUGCCUUUAUUUUUGGGAGAGGACGCGCUGGACGGAGGGUCACUCGGGAAGCCUGUGGCGCUGCAGCGAUGCAUUCCCCAGCGCUGGCCGCGUGCCUGCUCGCUCUGACCCACUGCGCCCUCGCGGGAAAAGUGUGCUCCCGGCCCCCCGAAGUGAUGUUUGCCACCAUCGACGUGGAGAAGAGCGUGUACGAGGUGGGCGAGCAGGUGCAGUACAGCUGCAGGCCGGGCUUCGUGCCCAACAACGGGCAGACCAAGUACAGCUGCCUGCCCACCGGCCGCUGGCCGCUCAACACCCUGCUCUGCCUGCCAAAAAGAUGUCCCACUCCUGGGCCCCUGCAGAACGGAAAAAUUGAUUUUACAGACUUCCACUAUCAGAGUACCAUAAGUUUUUCAUGUGAUCCAGGUUACAAUCUUGUUGGGAUGAGAACAAGCCAAUGCACGGCGGAGGGAAAGUGGACGGGAGCCCUGCCRCAGUGCAUACCUGUGACUUGUGCACCUCCMGCGCUUCCCGAACUGGGAGUCCUUUCAUACAAGACACCCAGAAAAGUUUUCACUUUCAUGGACACAAUUACUUUCGAAUGUGUGCCACCUCUCGCGGUUAUUGGAAAUGAAACAGCCACCUGCAUGGCCAAUGGAAACUGGAGCGGCAUUCCAGAAUGCAGGACUGUCACAUGUGCCACACCAACAGGAAUAGAGAAUGGAUUCCUAAAUUUUGCUGUUCGCAGAAUAUAUUAUUAUAAUGAAACUGUCAGCUACAGCUGCCAACCCAGAUACGUGCUGGAUGGACCUAAGUCAUCCCGAUGCGAAAAGACAGGAAACUGGUCCCUAAAGCCAACUUGUAAAGGCCCAUGUAAGAUACCAGUGAAGAAAGCCGUAGUGUUAUACAACGGUGAGAAGAAGAGGGUUCAGAAUGACCUAAAGGAAGGAAUCCAGCAUGGGGAAACUGUUUCCUUCUACUGCAAGAAUAAAGAAAAAUCCUGUGCCUACACUGUCGYUGCGGAGUGCGUGAAUGGCAAUCUCACCCUUCCUGCUUGCUUCAAAGAACGUGGAUUCUUCUCAUCCCUUGUGAAGAAGGACCCAUCAGACAUGAAACCAUGUGAAGACUAAAGACAAAAUUAAAAUGUGAUACAGUACCAAAUAUUUGCUUUACCAAGACAAAACAUUACCAAAUGAUUUCUUUAGCCUGUGACUAUAAAUUUCCAUGCAGAUUCAGGAAUCUCURAGGAUAUGGUCUCAGCUGAUUCCUCUACAAGGAGCUACAAGAAAUUAUUUCAGCUACUAACUUUCCUUUUCUCUGCCUUCUCCAGAACACCUGMAAUCCUUCUCCUGUUUCCAUAGUUCCCAGAAUUAUGUAACUGGAACUGAUUGUCUCAAUAGYAAGCCCUUUACAAUAAAGAAUUUUUCAGGCAAGAAUAGUGUAUUAUUAUUUAAUAUCGCCUAGUCAUCAGUCAAAUCCUUUAGCUCUUCUUUGAUUUAUAUAGUGAAGCUUUCCCUAUUAGUAAUUAGCUUGGUCCUCAUUCCAUUACCUCUCCCCUGAGGUUAGGAAAUGGGCCUUUAAUUAUAGACAGACACGGAACCAUCCAACUACGAUUUUCCAGAAUUUACUUAAGUAGAAAGACUGACACUUCCAUAUGAAUUUAGAAGUUAAGUAGUGAACCAUGACUUAAAUAUCAAUAGCAUCAAAAGAUUCUUCUUCACUUUUCUAAAAUCUUCAACAAAUCACUCAUGUUUUCCUCAUUCCAGAUUCACAUGAAAUUGUCUAGACUUACCUUGUGUAAACGAGUUAUUUUUUAACACUGUUUAAAUAUUACACAAUGUACCUGAUUCAUUUUUAAAGCAGGAAAAGUGUACACCAUUGAGCAACAUAAUGAUUUCAGGUCAUUAAGUAGCUUUAGGUAAAGAGUGUCUUUCAGGAGCUUAUGAUACAGGUUGACGACUGUUAUAAUCUACCCUGACAAUUUUGAUGGUUAUUUCUGGUUUUCCAUUCAGAAAAAAAAAAAAAAAAAUGUAAUUUCAGUGUACUAGAAAGUGAUAACAAAGUGCUUCUGGCACAUGUAUAAUGAAUUGUGAUGAGUCAUAUAUGAUUUCC